GCCGUGCCAGCAACCGUACAGCGACGCGUAUUAUAACAUUACCGACAAAGACAAGGUUGGGUAUGGCUGGCUAACGACGGCUAAUAAUCCAGUAAUGACCAUUCCAGUCUCCAUUGUCUUAGUCGGUAAUGCUAUUCUGCCCAUAUUACGCGCCGCUGUGUGGUUGCUGGCGAGGCUCGAGAGAGAGAGAGAGAGAGUCCCAAGGCACAACGGGACGAAUCAGUUCCGUAACGUGAUCGGAGGUCAUCCCUCUGCCAUUUCUCUAUACCAUGUUCAAUUUUAAACUCCGGUUAAUUUCUCUUAUUCUCCAUUGUUUUUAUUGUCUUCUCUUGCCAACAGCAAAAAUUGUCCCUUCACUUGCGCCGACACGCGAACCCGACCUCACAAGUUUCCGUCUCUCAGCGGCCCUCAACCCUCCUCCAAAGACGCAGUCGAUUACUGGCAGGAGCCGGAGUGCCGCCACGACGACGCAAAUGUGUGCCACUCAAGGAGCUCAAUGAGGCCUGGGAGACGGACAGCCAGAGCAGCGUACUCUCACUGCUCGCCUAACACUUCCCCCCCCCUCUACGUCCUCCACUCCACUUGUGUUUUGCUCUGCCAAACUUCCCUCAGGCUGUAUCUUUUGUACAUAAAUGUUUUUUGGAAGAGUCAGGCUGCAAAGAUUCAUUAACGUGACCUCUGCCAUUCUUGCCUGUGUGAGAUCCGCGUCACCCGUAUUGUGGCCAGGAACAUCUGCAGUCGGUGCCAGAUCGUGUGUGUGGUCCGCUUAGACGUGAGGCUUAGCCUUGUCAACAGCUGCGCCGGCGUCUGCCGGUCGUCUUGGCGGCAUCUGGCCAUGAGAGCAAGGUGGCUGUUUCGCGAGUCUGCCUCAAAAUAAACUAAUUCACGCUUAAGUCCCUGAUGCUGUGCGCAUUCCCUAAGGCGCACAGUAGGCAUUGUCGCUUGUGGCUGUCGAACUAGUAAUACGACUAACUCCCUCGAAGUCUUUGCCGGUUCUUCCGGGACGUCAAGUGUACAGAUGUUCUACCGAUUAAAAUUUCACCGGUUUGAAUUUUGAGUCGUGUGGAAAUUGCCCAACAGUUUAUUACGGAAAACGACUGUCUCCCACAAAAAACUGAAUUGUAAAACACCUCGUUGCUUUCCAUUCUCGGUUCUUAGACACCGACCGGGACAAUUUCUCCGUAGGCCCCGUCUUUCCGUUGGGAUUCCGGCUUUAUCUAUGCAACUUUCUGUUCUAAUAUACUAUCUCAAACUGUUAGCGUUUCCGUGCAACGUCUGCAAAAGGCUGAGUCGGCAUAUUUUUGUUAACUCUGCUGGUUGCGCUGUUUAAAGUCAGCUCCUUAUGAAACCAGGAUUGGGUGACGACGUCUGCCGGACCUUCCACUCUCCAGAAAUUUCGGCAGACCCGACGUGACCAGUUACCGCCUAAGUCGACGUUAAGCCAGCUGACUUUUCAACCGUAACAUGGGACAUAUUCCAAAGGUCGCUGGGUAGUAAAUGAGUUCCUGAAGUCCGACACCAGACUCGCGGAGGCCGAUUUGACGACCAAAUUGGUAUCUGGACAUAUUGACCGUGGUGAAUAUCCCAGAUACUACUACAAAACCUUGCGAAGGAACCAUAUCGCCGCCACCUCAGGCACAUUACGGCGACAUGCAGAAAGUCAUCUGGAGAGACUUCAGCACUUAUGCGAGAGACAGCGGCCCUCGGUAAUCUUGGAAUUCUCGAGAGACUGACGUUUGGAGACUAUGCGCAGACAGAAAUAAGAGAAUCUACCUCAGGUGGAGGAAGCUCCUACGAGGUGUCCUACCAGUGAAAGGGCAGACCGUCCUUUCGAACAAUCCGGAGCAGUACGUCUAUUACUCUACUUCAAUGCGUCUUAACAAAACUCUUGCGGAAGUACUAUCUCUUGGUCCUAAGUUUUGCAUUGCACGACGGAGGCAGAAGCAAUUAAAGCUCGAAAUCCAACUCGAGUGUCUUCAACAAGAGAGGUUCAUCCUCCGGAAUAUUAGGGAGCGUGCCAUGAAGCACUCCAUUGCAACUUGAGAAAUGGAAGACUUACUUCUAUGACUGCCUCUUCUAGGAGACGCAGCAAGCGAAUUAAUGAAACGACGUCUAGGGACGGCUAUCGCGAGUGCCUUCCCCGCGGCGAACUUGCGCGUAUUCCUUGCAAGUCCCCUCCUGCGGUUGGGAGGCAACGAAGGACUUCCGUUGCAGGCCACGUCAACGUGCAUUUAUUUACCCACCCGGUCCCGCGGAGCUGGAUGCAUUGGUUGCACAACGAGUCGUCUGGAGAAGAGGGUAUACAAAUAAAUACCCGUCUGGCUAGGUAAAGGGGAAGUCGAUCGACUUGAAGUUCAACUCUCGCACAUUUAAUCGAUACGAACCACCAAGUCGAAGCCAAACCAACUGCAUUUUACAUAAUUUCGAGAAGCGUGGUGAACGUAUGCACUGCUGCCCAAAAUGGCUCGAUCUCGCGGCCAUUGUCGUACCGGCCGACGGUUCAGACCGCUCGGCCACCUCGCCACGGCGGCGGUCGACCACACGAUCUCACUGAUUGUAUGAGCAGACCACAUGCAAAUAAGAUUUGUAAUGGAUACCGGCUGUUAGACCUCAAGGCUAACCAUCUUGGGAGAGUGAUCGAACGUAUAAAAACUCUUCUGCAAUGUAAUUUAGGCACAACUGACGAUAAAAAUGUACCCAGUGGACGAAUAACAAGGAAUAAAGCAAGAUCAUCUUACUUAAAAGGCACUUCAACAGUGCCUUCUGUAGCAGAUGCGACAGAACUAGAAUAAACACUGAAAUAUCGGAACGACGGCGGCCUGCGAAGAAAUCAAACGACUAGGAAUGAGAGAAAUCCAGUGGUAAGAAAGUCAGUGGAAAUAAACAGCCUAGUGCCGAGGGUCUAACAACCGUUAUCAACGCCCAGAGAAAUUUAGAAUUGCAUGAACCCAGCGCGAAUCAAUCAACGUAAUUACAGACCAUUAUUCAGUGUCGUCCGUGUCAGCGCUUCCAAGUCUGUCAAAGCAGGGGUAGAACAACAAAACCGCGAAAUAAGCCAUCUGUUCAGCCAUCACCGGCCUAUAUCCCCAGAGCGCCACACCCUUUAGAGAGCGAUACGCCAGUAGAAAAUACGAACGAAAUCGUCAGAGAACAAUGUCGCAUUAGUCAGUGUCUGCCUGAAUUAAACACCAACACUCCCAAUGAGCGGAUUUCGGAAGACCAAACGCCCUUCCAAAGCCUGCUUUAUAAUAUUGUGAAACCCUCUGAGGCCAUUGAAGUGCUCAAAGCCUCCCGUCUUUAAAAAAAUGAGCAAACAGUCAGUCGGCAUCAACACGCUCUCGGCCUGUAAGGAACAAGCCAGACUGAUUCUCCCGGCACUUUUGAUAAAAUGCGCCAACAUUAGCGUUCUUUCUUCCAUCGGACUACUCACCAGCAGAGAGACUGAAAAGUCUUCUAGUUCUAGAACCGAAAAAGACUCAGCGAAGAAGAACGCAAUUGGGUAAUCUACAACAACCAAGUCAAGCAGCGCCCAUUGCUUUUUCUUUAGGCGGAUCCGAUUCGGGUGACCGGCGCAGUAAGCGAAGGUUCGAACAGCGUUGAAACCAACUCUCCCGUAAAUCGCAAACUUUAAUUCAUACUCACCAACGUGCAAAGCUCGUCGAGCUUAAGAUGCACCUCUCUAAUCUAUCUCCGGAUGUAAUCUCACUGACAGAACUUUGGUUGUUUCAACACGUGGACAACCGGGAGUUGACUACCCAGAUACCAGCUGUUCAGAAGAGACAAGCCAAGACGUCUGAGGGGAGGCUUACUCGUGUAUGCAAAACAUGGGUCUAUAGUUUCAGACAAAACGGAUAAAUUUGCGUGUACUCCCGGGGCUGUCUGGCGGACUAUUAAAGCACCGGAUUAACCAAAUCUCGACGUUCUGAUAGUCUACCGACCGCCGAUAAAUAAUCCCACGGCUGACAUCUGCCUGCUUGAGGACCCAGAAAUAUUUUCUGCUCUGACGCCUUAAUCAUGGAAGGCUUUAAUGCACUACUUACUGACUAGAGUUCAGCUUACACCCUCGGUCCAGUUCAAGCUUUUGACCGAUGUUUGCCAGACAUGGCACUUAAGUUAUUCCUCACUCAGCACGCCUUGUUGUGGGGGUGCGUCAUCUUUUUUCUGUGCCCGAAAAACCCACCAGAAUUAGAAGGCAUAUUUGGCGCGACGAUUGUGAUCAAAAGAAAGCUGGAAUAAACAACAUCACCUGGGAAUCAGCUUCUUCCCGCAACAUAGUUGAAGAUUGGUUCAGUGAGUUGUUGCGCAUUCUCCUUAGAAACUACUGCCCGACUACACGGGAGACUGAACAACAGACUCUAGAGGCUGACUCAAUCUUAAGAGAUGGAAGUGAAUAAAAAGCGGAGACUGUGAAAAAAAAAUUCUUCUCGGACAAGAACCCUGUGUCGAUAUAUGUGUACAAGGCGCAGAGAAGCCUAGUUAGGCGACUAAUCCUCAGGACACGUCAUGCUUUCGAGAAAGGCCUGCUGGACCGAGCCGCAGAGAACCCAGAGUUAUUUUAUGGUUACAUAAGGCGCAAAAACUGAAGCCCAAUCCUCCUAUUGAAGACUGGUGAAGAUCUAGAGCUUAGUGAGAACAAGGCAAAGGCGGAACACCUUUCGCAAUGUUUCUUUACGGAGCAAAGCGCAUUUAUUUUCCCCGAAUGCGACCUAGUGGAGGACCCAACGAUCUAGACUUUCUUUUGCCGAAACUAUUGCUCUCGAGGAACUGUUGAUACUGAAUGAAUCAAAAUCACCCGGGCCGGUUGACACCACCCAGAUUGCUGAAGGAGUUCGCUGCAGAACUAUCCAAAUCGCUGUCCCUGCUCUUUCAAACCUCGUUUGAAGCAAGCUGUCCACCGACUGGAUUACACCACUGUAUAAAGACAGUAGCAAGGUCUCAGCAAACAACCACAGACCGAUCAACCUUCCUUCAGUCUGCUGCAAAAGUAUGUAGAAAGUAACUAAGUGAGAGCUAGUGCGCUUCCUAGAGCAGCAUAAUCUGGUAUGCGAUUCCCGGCAUGGAUUCCGCAUAGGCUGAUCAUGUGUAGUAAACCUGCUCCAUUUAGAACGCAGGACCCGGGAAUUUGAUGGAGAGAAUGCAGUGCACGCAGUUUAGAUCGGCUUUAAGGAGGCAUUCGAUUGCGUACCACAUCAGCGACUACUGCACAAACCUAGCCCAAAUGGCAUUAGGGGUAAUAUCCUGAGGUGGAUUCAAGCUUUCUUAAUCGGUCUCUCUCAAAUUGUCCACGUCGGUGAGGGUAGCGGUUGAAAGCGGUGUUCCUCAAGGCCUCGUUGUUGGUCCUACCCUGUUCGUUGCGUACGUAAACGGCUACGUCGGUGAACUGAAUUGCGAUGUCACCAUGUUUGCUGGUGAUGUUAAGCCUUGGAGCGUAAUUCGGACUGAAUUUGAUGAAGAGCGUUUAUAGGCAAAUCUGUGCCGGCUUGAGACUGGCUUUUGCCGUUUGAUGUGACUAAGUGCAACAUUCUUCGAGUCGGUGUAAUCCGAUCUCCAAGCCGCAGGGUUUGCCACCUGAAUGGCAUACCAUUGCAGGAGGUAGACGCCCAUAAAAACCUGGGUUUGUGGAUCACGGUUUCGCUUAGGCUGUCGCUGCACUGCUCCGAGGUAGCGCAGUCAGCCUUGUAUCUUGUCAAGCGGGCCUUCUCUGCCUUCGAUGAAGACAGCUUCACCAAGGUCUUCCGAUCAUUUGUGCGACUACAGUUAGAGUUCGCUAUUCGAGCGUGAAAGCCUUGGACAUCUAGAGACCUCGGCACUUUCGGGAUGGUUCAAUGGCGUGCAACCGAACUCGUUAGUGGACAGGACUCCUGAGCCUACCAAACACGCUUAUCUAGUCUCUAUAAUUCUCCUUUGAGCUAAAGACAGCCAAGAGGUAACUUGAUACAAACAUUCCGCAUAAUGCGCGGUCAGGACUGCUGUCUUUUACCUGCUGACUUCUUUGAGUUAGCGACCACAAGGAAAUUCCGAGGUCAUCCACUCAAAGUAUGUGCGACUGUCGCCAUUGUGGUUCUUCUUCUCCAACAGAGUGGUUGAAGCUUGGAAUGUCCUGCUUGCAGAUAUCGUUAUACCCACGUGAAUCAAGGUUUUUAAGCGCAAGCUGUAUCGGUUUACCUCCUCACAUCAUAACGUCACCCAGCCGACAUCGCCUUAGCUAUCCGUGUUAACAAUUUAUUAUUGUCACAAUGUUACCGUCCACAUUUUAGUAACGUUUAUUUUUUCUAAUUUAUUGUCCCAAAUUUAUUGCACGCAAACAAUGACAUUCACUUCGGCUCCUUCAGAUAACUGAAAUCGCACCAAUUUGUCUAUAGCACAAGUAUUUAUAGACUGACGGUGUACAAUGUACUUAGUUUCCGUGUUUAUAACACUUGGAGUAAUUCAUUUAUCUGUACAGUUUUGACAAGUAUUCUGUGACUUUUUGGUGUUUCCGUUUUCCAACUUUUGGUGCUCUUCCUAUCCUUGUACCCAAUGGGGAGUCCAAUGGUGCAACACCUACAUUUCCCUCAAAUAGGCUGAACUGAACUGUGCCAGAAUUUAUUUUUUGGUCCAUUUGCCUGUUCCGCAAUUUUUCUCUUUUGCCAUUCGUUCGCUCACAAAAAAAAACAUUUAAAUUCCGUCAAUGGGCUCUCAUGGUCAACAUUACUACAGACGAUUGCAGGCGGUGGUCAAUUUCUGGACUUGAUUCAUUGUCCUGGCCCUGGCGUGCGCCGAGUUUCGUGCCAGGACAGGUUUUCUGGGAUACGUUUAUCGCUAGGUUUUUGUUUAGUUAUUUAACCGAAGUUGUCAGAUGCAAUUGUGUGCAUACCCGGCGUUUGUGUCCGCACUUACACGCUGACUCGUUAAUCUGGAGAUUACAGCUUUUGAGACGGGCUAUCGCGGAAUUAACACUAUUCGCCCGAACGGUCAGACAUAUGUACAUGCCAUGGAGUCCGCAGUGUAUUUUUUCUGCGCUUUGGCUCCGUUUCGCCGCGUCUGCCAUUAAAAUCCACCACCGGGUAUAUAAUUCAGAUUCACUCCACACCAGUCUUCCCUUUUCCUAAGCGGUAUUCAGCCCUAUCUACCUCGCCCCGUCAGGUAGCUUCAGGUUAGAUGCGGCCAUCGACUGUGACUAGUUUUAUUGGCUACUGAACAAAACACAGUAGCUCUUUAGAUUUAAUUCGGUCGCUUACCCGACCAGGAAAAAGAUGCCGUGAUGCGGAAUUGAAAUACUAGCCUCCCAGUUACAUGUCCCGAUGUGCAGUCAGCCGGGUUUUGAUGGAAGAUUUUAGAGGCGAUUUCGGCGUCUGCAACUGGUUUUGAGGAGCUUAGUUCCUGAGCCUUCGUCAAUUUUUACUGAGCUGUUAGUACCAACCAAAGCCUCGUAUGGUUGUCCAUCCAUAACUCAAAUUCAUAAAACGGGUACUAGUUUCGAUACGCAGAUACACUGAAGAAACGUUGUCGAGGGUCUAAAGUAAAGGUGAGAUGCCCGUCUUCGCUGGUGAUAAUUGUUGUCUUUGUAAUAUGCGCGUAUAUCUCCGAUAAUGAGAACCGGACCAGACCAGUGUGAAACGUGCACAUGCGCUGUUUAGUCUCGUCAGUCGCUCCGCCAGAUCCCGACUUUGACCCUUCAUGGCUCUGUCCUGACAUUGAGGUUAUCGGACAUAUUUAAUGUACCGUGCAAUUAUUCGCCUGUACCGUGCGUCAGUCCGGUCUGUCCUUCUUUAUGGUUGUGAAUGCUGGGCUUUGCGCGUGGUGGACGAGCGCAAACUGGAGGUAUUUGACCACCUCUGCUUGAGGACCAUCCUUCGAGGGAAGUAUACCGAUUUCGUCUCAAAUGAGACAGUCCGCGCUCGCUGUGACAACAUUGCAAGGAUAACCCAGGCCAUCCAAGAAAGAAGAUUGAGGUGGUUUGAGCAUGUUUUUCGUCGUCCACCUCAGGAGCUCAGUGUUACUGCCCUCGAUCCGGCACCGUUGCCCCAUUGGAGGCGUCGAAGAGGGGGUCAGUUCAAAACCUGACCCGACACAGUUCGUCAAGACAUUGGGGUGGCUCUUGGACCUUCAGUAUUCGGUCUCCGUCGUUGGCGAAGAGAAUUGGUUGAGCCGUCCAGAUCUGCUGCCGCGGGUCGUCACGCGUGGAGAGGUACAGUUCGUGACAUCAUAGAGGCCGGCUAGAGCAGGCAUAAUCGCAGCCGUAUCAACACAAUACACACACACUGUCCUGACACCGGUUUCUGGUUGGCGAGAAGGGAGGGAGUGUGGUAAAUGCAACCCAAGUCACCGUCCAUGCGCCCAUCAGGCUUCGGGGCACACGGUAGACAUCGUCGUUCGCUAUUGUCGGGCUGUCAAGUGACCACAGUGUAUCCUAUAGGUCACUUGAGAGCCUUAGUCGGUGUCCACACCGUGAGCUACGUCAACCACUGUUCGACUACCCGACGCUUGUCACUAACCCUGAUGAAUACCUUCCUAUGCCACUUUCUUUCCCACGUCGCUAAUGUCCCUAGCCCCAUUCCCACUUCCGACCCAACCACCUUUUCUUCGCUUGGGAUUUUUAAUGAUACAUGGGCGGCUGCUACUUUUUCAUAAAUCGAUACCCAGUCGGAUUCAGGCUGCAUAUCCAAACAGGGUCAAGGUCACCAAUUCCGGCUUACCGGACGAACACGAGGAGCUUGCGUGGCUCACACCUCAGGACUUUUCGCAGACUUUUCCCUGGAGGCACAACCGUAGCCCCAGAGUACAAAAAGUGGUAGGAUCCCAUCUAGAACUAACACACACAAUCCGGAGGCCACACUGGUACGGUGAUAUUAGUAAGACGAGAUUUCUUGUUUUGAAUAGAAGGGAAAGCGAUCACUGGAGCAAGGGCUUUGUUCACCUAACGGUUCUUAUUCUCACUUGAGCCCAUCAUCGGAGACAGGGACAGACCCGUUUCUGUCACUGUCUCUGAUGGUGGGUUCAAGUGAGAAUCCGAAACUUCCGGCGAUUGCGUCCUCUCCUUUUUCUUCUUUUGAUUAUUAUUAUUAACAUGUUCCUGGAACUCACAUUUUCGUUUGCAUCGGCAAUUUAUUGUUUUCCUGGGCUAAAGUUCUGUCCUCGGUGCUGGCAGUUAGGGGCCUACGAAGUCCCCAGCCUCCGUAUGAGCGCUGAAAGAUGCCGGGCUGCAAAAUUAUCGCACUUCGACUGUGCUUUCAAAUUCAAGGGAUAAAAUGGAUAAUCUCCAAGUAUCCACCUCGGCAAAAACACCGAUAAAUCAUCCAGAGUGGGCCUGUGAAAUCAAGGGGUGAGACGCUGUUUGUUUUGUCUGUGUGGCAUUUGGCAGUUUUGCCUAGCAACUUCACCGGACCGCAUCACUGCAAAGCGAGAGUGGAGACUCGUGUGGCGCGGCUUGCACUUCUAAGAACAAUUGUUAAAAACAAGUUUUUUUGGGGGCGAAGAUCAGAUUGUACCUCUUAUGGCUGAGGGUUACUAACGACGAACGAACUUACCAGUUCUGCUCGUGUUAUCCCCCGGCACCUUAGCGGUAAGCGACGCUAACCACCGUUCAGAUGACCUGGGGUUCGAGCCUUACAGCGUCUGUCUUUGGCCCAAAAUGUAGGCAACCCUCUUCCCUCGGGCCUAAAUCUGUGUCCAGCACGUAUGUGGCAGGCAGGAGACGGGGGCUUCUUUCUUGUCAGCCACUUUGUCCACAGUCGUUUUUGUUUGGUCCCCCUAUCGUCAUACGGUAUGGGAAGGAGCGGAGAGUAAGUUCAAAUCCGUGCCUGCGUUCCUCACUAAAAUUCACCUGGUAUGUUUCUAAACUAUUGCCUUUGGCCCAAAUGUGAAAGACUCAGUGCCUCAGUGGGAUUCGAACCCACGACAGGAAGGUGAAGGCUUUAGUACAGCCAACGCUCCAUCCACCUGAGCUACGAGGCCCUGCCGGACGACGCGAGUUUAAUCAAAUUUGGGUCAAGUUUACCCAUCCAACUUACUGCAACGUCUGGAAUCUACCAAAAUAUCACGACCCGCCAAAUAUUGCCUAGAGGGUUGCCGACGUGCAACAUACUUUAUCGUCAGGACCGGAUUGCAAUGAUUCCUUUUCAUGACGACUAUUCUCACAACUGUGAGCGAGGCCUAAUUAGUGCUGGCAAUCUGACUAUCGCUCGCAAAUGGCAACGAAUGUCUAGUCCACUAUUGUGCCAACUCCUGAACCUUUACCUGACCUUAGGGAGGAAUAUGGCUACUACUGCUUCCCUCCCCUAACUACAGAGACAGGCGACUAACCCAGUCGAACUAACUGAACGUACGAACACGCGCAAUAAAGGAGCAUUAAUGGAGGGUCUUCCCUGAGCGCACAAGGCCAGCUUUUGUAGUCGGAUAGUGACUGAUUCUGCUAUUGCUAACAGACGCUAGCCCAGUAGCUCAGCGUAGCUCGAGGGGACUUCAUAAAUCACAUGAAUGACUUCGCUGGAGUCCACAUGGUUCCCGGAAUCAAUAACAUGUGCGAGGACAACGCUGUUUAUGUCCCUAACUUCGCCUUUUCCCAGCCAUGUCGGGAGGUGUUCUCGUAUUCUUUUGGAUAGGUGUCGACUCGUGCGACCAAUAUAGCCUACUCCAUGAGAGCAAGUGAAAGAGUAAAUGGACAUUGAGGUGGUCGGAGAUGGCAUCCUAUCCUUACCUUCUCCGCACAAAAUAGGAUUAGUAGAGAAUAGUAUUCGAACCCUUGCUGCUGCGAAGGUUCGUGAGGCAGCGUAAUCAACGCAUCGACUUAGGAGUUCACUCGCAGCGUUCCCCUGAAAAAGGACUUUCACGAACAAAGCUUUCUUCUCGGCAGUCAAUAUGGUGGGUUAUUUUGCUCUCUCUACAAUAUUCUUUACAAUGAACCUCUCAUGAUAUCCAUUUUUACGAAGCAAGUCUACGAGGGUUCGAAGUUUAUCCUCUAUGCUAUUUGCCGAACAAUCUGUUUUAGCCUUUUACGCCCAAAACCGGACUAGACUUCGUUUUUUGCUUUAGGGGUAUGAAACCGCCGAAGUUCUUGUAUUGUCUGGACCAUAUUUUUGUCGAUAGACGCUCAUUCGUACGCUAUCGCCAGGUUUCCUUUUUGGAAGUACAUCUAUGAAGGGAAGCGAACCAGCCGUUUCCAUCUCUAACGUCGAAUUGAUCGACGGUUGUGCUUGAUUGAUCGCACUUUUGAGGACAGCUACGUCGAUUUCUGUGCUGGCAAUUGCCAAGAUGUCAUCAACAUGGCGACCGCAAUGUCUAAGCUUAUUGAUUUGAUCGGCGAGUUAAAAUUCCUCCAGCUUGCCCAUAAAGAGCGGUUAAGACAGGUCUAAGAGGCGAAAUUGUAGAAGCGCCGUCUGUUUGUCUAUGAGAAUUGGCUGUCAAAAAGGAACUGCACAUUUAAUGUGAAUCUUAGUAGUAGCUCAGCAAGUGUGCCGUCGGAAUCCUUAUUUUCUACUAGAUUUUUACCGUCACAACUUGUUUAAGUAUACCCUUCGUAACUUGGACAGGCACACUCGUUUUGUGACUAAUUUACGGACAUUUGCUCGGGCCCAGGUAACUUGUCUCACGGCCUAUCCCCCCACCGAAAAUUCGACUUUUAAUUUUGUAUAUCCUAGCAUCCCCCUGGCCUCUCGUGUUUGUGUCAAGCUGUGAUUAGUGACCUUGACCUAAUUUAGGCACGCCGCCUGAGCCCGGGUGAGUAUUGAUUUUUGCUCAAGACUGUCCGCGGCUGCCCCUGCGACGGGUAGUAUGACAAGUAGGCCGAGGACGUCUCUGCAAACUGGAAAAAACGUUGGCCUGCCUUUCGCAGACCAGCAAGAGUAGACACAUUUUCGCACAGGAAUCAAGAUUCACAGACAGGCGUGUCGGAAGAGGACACGGUUUAGUGAGGCUCCACCCACAAAAGUUUUUAAGUCUGAAACGUGCGUCUCCUGAAAGAACUUCACAGACAGAGGCGUAGGACAUCACUGGGGCGAGAACGCACUUUUCCGAGCAAAAAAAAGUAAGGGGAGCUCUCAGUGAUCACGCUUUCGUCGUCCUAAGGAUUGUAAAGCUCUCAGAUUUCGUUAAGCAGAGGGAGCAGCCAGACGAUUUUCAUUGCAUCGUAUGUAGCUCAGCGUAUGCAGGGAACGAAUCUGGUGGCAGAAUCGCGCCACUCUUUUUUGGGAAUGACCUUUAAGAGCUUCUUUUCCCCAGACAACACACGGAACUAAUGCACGGACUUCUCUGGAGCUACUGAACUACUGCAGUCGUUAGUUCCCAUCUGAAACGAAAAAGGUCGUUAGUAAACCAACUGAUUAUUCCGCCAAAAACAUUCCACCAUGAACGUCGAUAUUUUAAAUUUAUUCCUACCGCUAUAGAAGAAGGCAAAAGGGAUCGUUCGGUGCCUAGCUCAAUCCACGUCUGACUUUUUCAGUUUUUCAGAGUAAAUAGCAAUUAUUAGGAAUCAACUUACUGUCAGUUUUUUUCUACAGAAACGUACUUUUCGGGAGUUGCCAAAACGCAAUGAGGAGACGCAUUUCACUCAAAUAGUUAGUUUCACAAUGAAAGUUUUCAUAAGUGGCUGGAAAUAUCUUAAAUAUGGAGUCAUUGUGCCCCUAUUUACGCAACUGCUUCAGGUUUUUUCUUUGACUGGUUGACGUUUCUGGAUCAGGACACGGGAAUAUUUAUCCCUCCCGGAAUUUUUUCUCGAGGGCAUCUCUAUUACUGGGUGAGGGGGACUCCUAUUCCCAUGUCCUACCAAGAUUUUGUUUAAAUACUUGGUUGAGGCUAUUAGUCAGCAAUUAACCAGUUUUCGCGCAUGUUGUGAAUUAAUGAAAAUUACCCUUACUGCACGCACGCCCAGCUUCCGGUGGGAAGCCUGCAAAAUUCUCAUCAAAAAAUUUUUGAGUGUUUGGAGGUUUUGCAGAUGAAAAGCAGUGGCCAAAUAUCGCCUUGAUUUCCAUCAUCUCGGCCGCAGAAUUUAUUGCUGGAGAAAUUGGUCCAUAAACACUGAGUCUAGACAGUAAAAUGAGAUCAGAGAGGCCUUUCGUCGUAAUUUCUCAGUCCCAGGUUCCAGAACGGCGAAUAGGCUGAGUCAGCCAGAUGCACUUUGGCCUCUGUCAGCGUCUAAACGGUGGUAAUAAAUCUCAUCUGCAAGCAGACAGUUAAAUUUGCAAUGCUGUUCUAAAUUCGGCAUCGGUUCUACCUGCCUUCUGGUUGCAAGCCUCUGUGCUGGUCCAGGAGAACUGCAACGGUUGCUGGCUAUGACGCACUAAAAGAAACACGUUUUGAUGGCGAAAGUUAGACAGACAAAUAGCAAUCAGGACUACUCGAAAACCCGGUUUCAGCUUCUAGCUCCGGACGAGGAGAGUGAUGUGUUACAACUGCCUGGCUCGGCGGGAUCAGGUGUCGCUUUUUAAUUCCCUCAGAAAUUAUCUACGAAGUUGGAGUAGAUCCGUUUAUUCAAGGUCUAUAGGCUCAGACCGAGAAAUUCAUGUAUGAAUAUAUGGACCAAAGUCCAUCAGCCACGGCGUGUAACCGCGUAAUAUUCAUUAACUGUCGGCAGACAGCUAGUAGUAUACUUUAGGGUAAGGUGAUACCAUACUAACAGCACAGGUACUAGCCAAAAGUCCAUACACGCGUGUUUCUCCGAUAUUCUACCGCUGCAUGGCGCAGCCGCGAGAGGUUCGGCUCGUCAGUGACAGUUAAUGAAUAUUGCACGGUUACCGGCUGUGGCUGAUGGAUUUUGGCCCAAAUAUUUAUUCAUAAAAUUCUCUGUCUGAGCCUAUAGACCUUGAAUAAACUGAUCUACUGCAACUUCGUGGAUAAUUUCUGGAGAAAUUAAAAAGCCAAAAUUUUUAAAUUGGAAUAUCUACCAGAAAACACACGGAGAAUGCUGGGGUACCCACUGACGAGCCGAACCCCUCGCGGCUGCGUCAUGCAGCGGCAGAAUAUCGGCGAAACGCGCGUGUAUGGGCUUCUGGCUAGUACCUGUCCAGUUAGUAUGGUAUCACCUUACCCUAAAGAGAUCGGGUGUGCUUGAAAAGUGGCUUUUUAAGUCGUCGUCAAGUUAUCGUAAUUAGUUACCAAUUUUCCAAACAGUCACCCGAAGGCAAUCAAUAGUCUGAGGAGUUUAAAAUUACAUUUUUUCGAAGGCUUCUAUCAAACAAGCAGCAAUUAUUUUCCUCAAAACCUUCGUCUUUUCCACAGCCUAGUUAUAUUUCAUGUCAAAAACCCAUUGAUACUUCAGCACAGUCUUAAAUACCCGUGAGUACACCCCAGAUGGCGCUGUCCAGCGUGCUUUGGUCACGUGAAGAGGAACAGGCUUUGUACGGAGUCCUCUUUUAGUCGCAGAAGAAUUCCAUGUGUUCACAUUGAGCGUUGUCUAGACGGUGUAGCUUUGCGGGACCCAAUGACGAUGGGGCAGGUCUUCGUUGAUGAGGGAGGGGACCACGAGUAUCCUAACGAUACUACCAGGGAAUUUCUUACGCCUUUUUGGAACUUGUCGUGCCGCUGCUUAAGGAGUCACACACAUCCAACAAACGUUCACUAAAAUUAUACGCUUUCCCACUGACCCAAGUCCUCAAGUCAUGCGCUCUCUAAGAAGUGGUUCUUUUGACAGUUGUCGAUGGUCAACGAUGAGAUUAUCGAGAAAAGGCAUUUAUGUAGCCAAAGAUGCUGUAACGAACACUGCUCGUGAUGUCCAAGUAAAGGUCAUCGUACAAAGGAGAGGGUAAGUGUUUACCACUAGUAGUGACAUUGUAGUGGGCACUGAUUUUUUCAACUGAGACCGAAGUCGCCGGAUGUUCGAACUGUUCGUCUGUGGAGAACCCUCUUCCCCCUCCUCCAACCCUUCCAUACAUUUAAAGCAACCAGGAGUUGCGCAUGGAUUAGCCCGACGCAACAUCUAACGCAUGACUCGGGAUCUCGGCUGAAGGUCGUGCUAAGCACAUGUCCAAUCUGACAUGUUUGUAAACUAAGUGAGGGGCAGGAAGCAGGCGAUUACUUUUAAGACAUUGAACUAACGAGGUACGGUACAUCCGGUGCGUUUGAACCAAUAAAUUCCCCUUAUUUGUCAUGGCUUGAAAGGCUGCCAAUUGACAUAUUAACUUAGCCCUUCGCGAGACUGAGAGUCAGGCUGCAAUUGCUUCCUCUUAAUAUGGCCUUCCUGGCAUUCUUGCCGAUGUGGGAUCCAAGAAACCUCAGGAAAUGCAGUCUGGCACGUGUUGGGUGGGGAUCUGGUCGACAGCGACACGCGUAAACGGGUAUUUCAGCUUUGACGGCCAUUGCACCAGAAAGUGCCCCGCCCCUCAGCUGUCUCGGCUUUGUCUUGCCUGUGCAGCAAGGUGGGUGAGAGAAGUGAUGGUGUGAAAGGUCCUGCGUAAGUUAGUUUCACGAUAAACUAAUUCAGGAGCAAGUCAUCACUUUUGGGACCAUCCCGCAGGGUAGUGGUGGUGGUUGUGUUGGUGUUGGUGGCGGUUGUGGCGACGGUGGUGGUGGUGGUGGCGGCGGCGGCGGUGGUGGUGGUGGUGGUGGUGGUGGUGAUGGUGGUGGUGGUGGUGGUGAUAGUGGACGUCGUCUCUUGCGACGGCCGAGCCGUUAUGUUACCAUCGUAUCGCAACGAGCGACACUUCGUGAUAGCACUUUCAGGCGCGAAAGCAUCGAUGGCGACGUGAUGUGA
Messenger RNA from Spirometra erinaceieuropaei, 15664 nucleotides. Lineage: Eukaryota; Metazoa; Platyhelminthes; Cestoda; Diphyllobothriidea; Diphyllobothriidae. The record is from the annotation of a GenBank genome assembly.